GCAGGGCUCAAUCACAGUCUGACAGUGGUGCUCGAACACGGUGAACAGGACACCCACCAUGAUGCAGCGGACUCUGUUUAGCCGGAGUGCAGGGCUCCUAGCCCAGCAGGCUGCCGCAGCAUCUGCUGGCCUCGACAGUCCACUAACUGCCAGGAGCGCGCCGCUGCUGCAGCGUCUGGACCGCUCCAUGUCGUCUGUCACCAUGCCGCCACCGGCGUGCAUGCUGCGGCCACUCGAGGCGCCUCUGCGUUACUUGUUCGGACCAGGACCCUCAAACAUCCCCCCGCGUGUUUUAGCUGCGGGGGCCAAGCCGAUAAUUGGUCACCUGCAUGCAGAAAUGUAUGAGAUCAUGAAUGACAUUAAGAAGGGAAUCCAGUACGCCUUCCAGACAGACAACAACAUGACAAUUGCAAUGAGUGGGUCCGGUCACGCUGCCAUGGAGUGUGCGGUUUUUAACACGGUGGAGCCAGGGGAGAGUGUCCUCGUCGCCAUUAACGGGAUCUGGGGGGAGCGAGUUGCAGAAAUCGCGGAAAGAAUGGGUGCAAAUGUACAUAGAAUGGUGAAAACGCCUGGUGGAUAUUUCAGCAAUAAGGAAAUUGAACAGGCUAUAGAGAAACACAAGCCGGUCCUGUUUUUCCUAACACAUGGAGAGUCAUCUGCUGGUCUAUGCCACCCCAUGGACGGCAUUGGGGACAUCUGCAGAAAACAUGAUUGCCUCUUCCUUGUCGACACUGUUGCAUCACUCGGGGCGGCGCCUAUUUUUAUGGACCAGCAAAACAUUGAUAUCCUGUACACUGGCUCUCAAAAGGCCCUGAAUGCACCGCCUGGCACGGCACCCAUCUCUUUUAAUGACAGAGCAUGCCACAAGAUGUUUAAUAGGAAAACAAAACCAGUCUCCUACCUCUUUGACAUGACGCAUUUGUCCAACUACUGGGGUUGUGAUGGUAAACCGGCCAGAAUAUAUCACCACACUGGCCCAGUGUCUGGAUUCUUUGCCUUAAGAGAGAGUUUGGCAAUUCUUGCUGAGAGGGGGCUGGAGGAGUCUUGGAGGAAACACAAAGAGGUGGCAGCCUACCUGUACAGAGGACUUGAAGACUUGGGUCUCAAACUCUUCAUUCCUGAUAGGGAUUUGAGGCUUCCCUCAGUGACCACCAUCGCCAUCCCUGACGGCUAUGACUGGAGGGAGUUGCUGGCGUACAUCAUGAAGAACCACAAUAUGGAGAUGACUGGUGGCCUGGGCCCCUCCAUUGGCAUGGUGAUGCGGAUUGGACUGAUGGGGUAUAACUGUGAGAAGACAAACGCUGACAUGGCACUGCACGCCUUGGCAGACGCUCUCAAAAACUGUAAAAAAAGCAAGGCUUAAGGAGCAGAUUCCCACAGCAUAGUGACCACGGACAAAGGAAAGAUUGACCAUUAUAGUGAAAAAUCUGUACUUGUGAUUGUAAAUGCGUUGCAAAGCAGACUGUUUCUUGUUUGUGAGUAGUUUUGAAAUUGACAAGUAGACGCCACAUGGUCUAUGCUGAAUGCACUGAUAGAUGUCAAUAAAUGUGGAUUGUUUUAUCAA
This is a messenger RNA of Dunckerocampus dactyliophorus (ringed pipefish), 1564 nucleotides long. RefSeq names its product alanine--glyoxylate and serine--pyruvate aminotransferase b (gene agxtb). The transcript is spliced from 11 exons. The record is from RefSeq and is a predicted model, not a curated record. Gene Ontology annotation, molecular function: L-serine:pyruvate transaminase activity; L-alanine:glyoxylate transaminase activity. Lineage: Eukaryota; Metazoa; Chordata; Actinopteri; Syngnathiformes; Syngnathidae. Bases 59 to 1363 code for a protein of 434 amino acids. Gene Ontology annotation, cellular component: peroxisome.